AUGGCUCUAUCAACCAACGACUGCAACAUGUUUGAGGAACACCGAACUGCAAAUGCACUCUUGAAUGCAUUGAUUGAGUACUAUGAAGGAAAUGAAGAAUUUAUCGAAAGCAAGAGAGAUAUGGUGCAGAAACAGUAUGACAUGUUUUGUGGAGUUCGUGGAGAAAGCCUUUCUGACCACAUCAUUCGUUUUCUGAAUAUGAUGACCAAAAUGAAGAAGGCGGGAAAUCCUGUCACAAAUCGUGCUGCAAUAAAGAAGCUGCUAGAUUCACUUCCCAAGGAAUGGAGCCUUCAAUGCAUGAUGAUCAAGAAGGAUUUCCUCAACAAUCCAAAUCCUGUCACUUUGUCCGAUCUGAUCAAUACCCUAAGAGCUUUUGAAAUGGAUGUAAACAAAAGAGAAAUGAACACUGCUGGUUACCCACCAAAGUCAACUCAAACCUCCGCUGGAUUGAAAAAUGUGGCAUUUCUUGCUUCAGGGGGCACCAUUCCACAAGCCUCCGACUUAAUCUAUGCAAACGCUUCCGCAAGCGCAUCAAAAGCUCCACAACUUGUUGAGAAGACUAUCACUGUCGACACUCAAGCUUUGAAAGUGUCCACUGAAAACGUGGCACUCUUCAACACGUUUCUGAGCAGCUAUGAAGCCCUAAUGUCUGGAGAACUGAAAAAGGAGAUGUUCACUGCUGAAGACAUGUGCUACAACUGCAAGAAUUUAGGACACUUCAAGCGUGAUUGUCCUCUGUUGAAAGAAGGAAACUGUGAAACCACUCCUGCUGUAAAGCAAAUCACAGUUGAAGAGAAUAAGAACAACGCGUCUCCUAGCACGCCAAAAGCCUUAGUCGUCGAAGACUAUGAUUGGAGUGAAGAAAUUACUGAAGCAAAGGAGCAAGUCAACAAAGCUCUGAUGGCCAAGAUCUCAGGUGAAUCCUCAUCAAGGCAGUUUGAGAAGCAGACAGCUGGAAUUCCAAAGGGAGACAAUACUGCUGACAAAGGUUUGAAAAGUAUUCUAACUUCAGUGGAGCCUGAAAAGGAAAAGAAAUGUGGUCAAGCAGAGGAGUAUGUUUCGAAAGAGGCAUUUGAGAAGGGCAAGGAAAAGGUCCCAGCAGCCGCAAUGAAAGCAGAUUCAUCAAAGGAGAAGGCUGACAAGGACUUGCGACCAACGUUUGUGAAGGACGGGAUUGGGUAUAAGGAUAGGCGUGGAAAUGAAAGAAAACUUUUCUUUCCUCCACAUAGCAAAAACUAUGUGCCUAUGCCGACUCCUCAUCCCGAAAACGAUCUUUUCAAUGAAAAGGCCUCUGUUGAACAGAAUGAUUUUUGUGAAAAUGAGACAAACGCUAACUGUUCUAAAAGCAAUGCAGAUCCCAUUGUGUGUAAAGAAGAUGUGUGCGAUGAGGAUGGAGACUGCGGCGGGUCUAAAAUAGGAAUUGGAUAUUCAGGCGACAAAUUGAAAAAGAAUAGUUUCGGAAAAUUCCUCACAGAGGAAAUUCCUGAAUUUAUUCCUUCUAGAACAGGUGUGAUAGAUUCAGAAAAGAGUGUCUCUGAAGAUUAUGGCAAUAAAGAUUCAAACAUUACUGCCUCAGAAGAUGAGCAAGGAUCAGAAAGUUCAAGUGAAGAAAACAUGUCUGAAGACCAAUCCACCAAUGAUGAAAGCUUCGAAUGUUCAAGAUCUGCCUUUGAAGACCAAGACUCAAAUGAAGAUCAACUCACCAGUGAUGAAUCAAGUUACGAAGACAGUGAAGAGCAAAGCUUAAGUGAAGAAAACAUGUCUGAAAGUUUGUCCGAUUCAGACAAUGAUGAAGAAUACUCAGAAGAUGAAAGCAGAAAUAAACUGCAGAAAUGGCUUCGGAUGCUCAUGGAAUACAUCUGGCAUGUUGACAGCGGAUGUUCGAGACACAUGACUGGAUUGAAGGAACUUCUGAAGAACUUUCGCUUCAUUGAUGGUGAUUUCGUAUCUUUCGCUGGAGAUGAGAAAGGAGGAAAGAUCAUUGGAGUUGGAGAUGUAGUGUCUGAAGCACUCACGUUGGAGAACGUCAACUAUGUUCCAGAAUUGUGUUACAAUCUUAUGAGUGUCUCACAAGUCUGUGAUAAAGGAAUAUCGGUGCUUUUCAAUGACAUGGAAUGCUUGUUUCUGAAGCCCGGCUAUGUUGUUCCUGCUGAAAUGAUCAUACUCACUGCUCCAAGACAAAACAACACAUACGUGCUCAACAUGAAAAAUGCCAAGACAAAUGACAACCUGACCUGCUUAAUCUCAAAGGCUUCAGAAUCGGAAUCACUGCUUUGGCAUAGGCGAUUGGGGCAUAUGAUUUCUCUCGUUUCUCUUGGGUCUAUUUUCUUGAAGCUAAAAGCAAGACAGCUGAAGUCCUCAAAACAUUCAUCCCGCUGA
Messenger RNA from Helianthus annuus (common sunflower), 2379 nucleotides. RefSeq lists its product as uncharacterized. The transcript is spliced from 6 exons. Lineage: Eukaryota; Viridiplantae; Streptophyta; Magnoliopsida; Asterales; Asteraceae. The record is from RefSeq and is a predicted model, not a curated record. Gene Ontology annotation, molecular function: zinc ion binding; nucleic acid binding. Bases 1 to 2379 code for a protein of 792 amino acids.